Messenger RNA from Phaeoacremonium minimum UCRPA7, 843 nucleotides. Its product is annotated as putative s-adenosylmethionine-dependent methyltransferase protein. Gene Ontology annotation, biological process: peptidyl-lysine dimethylation; peptidyl-lysine monomethylation. The coding region runs from base 1 to 843 and encodes 280 amino acids. Gene Ontology annotation, molecular function: protein-lysine N-methyltransferase activity. The transcript is spliced from 2 exons. NCBI's taxonomy places the organism in Eukaryota, Fungi, Ascomycota, Sordariomycetes, Togniniales, Togniniaceae. The record is from RefSeq and is a predicted model, not a curated record. Gene Ontology annotation, cellular component: cytoplasm.
AUGGCCGACCCCGCGAGGCCCGCCCAUCUCGAGCCCUCUGAGCUGGGCACAAAGGAAUACUGGGACAGCCUGUACACGACCGAGCUCUCCAACCACGCGACCAACCCCUCGGACAUCGGCACCGUCUGGUUCGACGACUCGGACGCCGAGGCGAAGCUGCUCGAGUUCCUGGAGGCGCGGACCCCCGAAGGCGAGAGCGGCGGGGAAGAGGAGGACGGACAUGACAAUGGCGAUCGCAAUCGCAAUCGCAAUGGCGCGGCGGUGAGCCUGGACAAGGCGGCCGACUCGUUCCUCGACCUCGGCUGCGGCAACGGCAGCCUGCUCUUUGCGCUGCGCGACGAGGGCUGGCGCGGGAGGCUGCUGGGCGUGGACUACAGCCCCAAGAGCGUCGAUCUGGCGCGGCAGAUCGCUGCGACCAAGGCCGCAGAGCGACAAGAGGACAACGAGGGGGAGACGCUGGGCGUCGACUUCGAGGAGUGGGACGUUCUCGCCGGGCCGUACGACACAGUGCUUGGCGGCGCGCAGGCAGAUGGAUGGGACGUGGUUCUAGACAAGGGAACGUUCGACGCGAUCAGCCUCAGCGACGAGCGGGACGCCUCGGGGCGGAGGAUAGUGGAAGGGUAUAGGGGACGCGCGCUCAAGCUCGUGCGGCCCGGCGGGCUACUGCUGAUCACCAGCUGCAACUGGACGGAAGCCGAGCUGAAGACCUGGUUUGAAGGCGAGAGCGCAGAGGGCGACGAUGGACGGUUCGUGCAAGUCGGCAGAGUGAAGUAUCCGAGCUUCAGUUUCGGUGGUGUUAAGGGGCAAACCAUCAGCACACUCUGCUUCAGAAAGGAGCGGUAG